AUGCCUCGCAAAGCAGUCUACGGCAAGCCGUCGCAUCUGUAUUCCAGCUUCAGUAGCUUUCAAAGUCCUAUCAAACAACGAAAACAAGAUCCGGCUUCAUUCGAGGUUCUCGAAGUUGCCGAAGAGCUUUCGCGGCUGACUGUCCAAACAAAAUUCUCGACCAAUGAUGAUGAAGUCUCUCCUGCGCGAGAGGCGCUCUGUGAGAGAAUCGUCAACACCGAAAGGCCUGUCAAAUUGUCUCGGCAAAGAACGACGAGCAGCGAAUCUGUGAGAAGCACUGGAUCCGUCUCUCUCAAGGACCGAAAAACNAAAAAUGGAAAGCCCAAGAAGACCAAGUCAGACCAACGACCAAAAACUUCUGUCCACGAAGAGCCGCAGCCUACGCCCUUAGACAUGUCGACCGAAGUUGUUGCAGAGGGACCCCAAGUAGCCGAAAUCGCCUUGCCGGCAGAGGUCACAGAACAAACGUCAAUGGAAUCAAUCGAAGCUGACCUGGCCGCCCUGGAGAUAACGAAACCACGCAUCUCCAAUCUUUUCACCAAACAUGCCGCAUCAUUGUUGUCGCUUUCUUCCCAGGAUCUGACUUCCUUCUCUACCUGGUCCGACCAACUCUCUUCGCACUUUGCAGUCACCAAAAUCGCCGAAGCAUCAUUUGGUGAAGUUUACCGUCUUUCGCUUCUCAAGGCGCAUUCAGCCUUGAGCAAGACAGACGAGUCGGUACUCAAGAUCAUCGCUCUCAAGCCUCCAACAUCGACGAAGAGAAAGAUGAGCAAAGCUGCCAAGAAACGAACCGAAAUGAUGAGCGAUCCUGAAGAUGUCGCCGCCGAAGUACGUUUGAUGCAGCGCAUGACAUGCACGCCUGGUUUCACAAACUUCCGCGAGAUUUGCGUGUUACAGGGUCGUCCUGGAGAUGCUUUUGCGGCAGCUUGGUCGUCAUGGAACGAUUCUCAAGAGGCGAAGGGCAAGGAAGUUAGCGUGUUCCCCGACCCUAGCAAGNNAAAAGCGAGUUACUCGGAAGAUCAGCUGUGGGCUGUCAUUGAGAUGCAAGACGCCGGCACAGAUCUUGAGAAUACCAAGGUCGCUAAUGUAUGGCUUGCUUGGGACAUUUUCUGGGGAGUCGUGCUAGCACUGGGCAAAGGCGAAGAAGCAGCCAGAUUUGAGCACAGAGAUUUGCACAUGGGUAACAUUUGUGUAUCUGGUCUCAACAACGCUGCACACUGUCGCGAAGCAGACUACGUCCCAGCAAGCUCAAGCAAGAAGCUCGACUUUACCGGCAUCGAAACAACGCUCAUCGACUACACCAUUUCGCGAGCAGAGAUGGGCAUCCUGGAGGACGAGGAAGAUGUUGCAUAUCUCGAUCUUGAAAGGGACCUGGCGCUGUUUGAGGGCGACGCUGAGGAGGAAUACCAGUACGAGAUCUACCGAUACAUGCGUUGUGCCAUGUACUUGGGCGAGCCUCUUGGUGAUCUUUGGGAGAGGUGGGACGAAGCUGAAGAUUCUGGAAGAACGUGGAAAGGAUAUCACCCACAGACGAAUCUUGUGUGGUUACAUUUUGUCCUGCACAAGCUCGCCGAGCAGAUCGAAUGGCCCAGCUCGGGUAAUCGCAUACAAGACAGCGAGGCAGCACAACGAGCAGAAGAGCUCGAGGCAGCCCUACUCAAGGUGAGUGAGCUACUGGACCCCGAGGAGAUGCCACAGACUGGGCUCAGAUGUGCCAGCGAUCUGGUUGUGCUUGCUCUUGAUGAAGGGUGGCUGGACAAGGAAGAUGUUCAAGGCAGGGAAAGCGGGCCAACGACAAAAACGACAAAGCGCAAAGCAAAGACCACACGGUCGAGGAGAAAGCAGUGA
This is a messenger RNA of Aureobasidium vineae, 1848 nucleotides long. NCBI's taxonomy places the organism in Eukaryota, Fungi, Ascomycota, Dothideomycetes, Dothideales, Saccotheciaceae. The record is from the annotation of a GenBank genome assembly.